Orbicella faveolata is the source of this 891-nucleotide messenger RNA. Its product is annotated as histamine H2 receptor-like. Gene Ontology annotation, molecular function: G protein-coupled receptor activity. The record is from RefSeq and is a predicted model, not a curated record. Gene Ontology annotation, cellular component: membrane. Lineage: Eukaryota; Metazoa; Cnidaria; Anthozoa; Scleractinia; Merulinidae. Gene Ontology annotation, biological process: G protein-coupled receptor signaling pathway.
AUGGAUGACGAAGCUCUAAAUGUCCCACUCAAGGUUAGUUACAUCAUCACUAUCAUCUUUAACAGCAUUACUUGCCCCUUUAUUGUCGUUCUUAACAUGUUGGUGAUCAUGGCUGUGAAAAGAAAACCAAGACUACAGAGUUACGCCAACGUCUUACUCGCUUGCCUGGCGGUAACGGAUGCAUUAACUGGUCUCCUUGUCCAGCCAACCUUUAUUAUCUGGGGAAUAUUCCAGCUACUUGGUGGAAUAAAUACUGACAUUGUUCGUCCUCUUCACUUCUUUUUUUUAACGGUAGUUACUUUUUCGUCGGCUCUCCAUUUGAUGUUAGUCACUUGUGAGAGGUUAAUAGCCAUCAAAUAUACCAUGGCAUAUCCUUAUCUCGUAACAGCGCGGAACAUUAAGGUGGCAGUAACAUCGUCUUGGGUUCUUGCUUUAUGUUGUUCAGUCCUUAGAUGGCCAUUACCCAAUCUGUUAUUUAAUGAACGUCUGGGAAGAAACAUUGGCAAGAUGAUUGUAUCAAUCGUCCUGAUUUCUUGCAUUGUUUUCAUGACGACGUCUUACACGAUUUUGUACAAGGAAGCAGCUCAUCAGCAAAGUAAAAUCAAAGCUCAACAACUACCCCAAGAAGAGGUGGAAAGAUUUGUAAAAGAGAGAAAAGCACUUAAGACAACUGUUUAUGUGGUCGGUGCUGUUUUGUUAUGCCUCUCACCUGGGGCCUUAUCAUUUGUGCCUGUUAUAGCGGAACAGGACACUACUUAUUUGGCGCCAUGGUUCCGUAUGAUUGUCAUGUUGAAUUCUCUCCUCAAUCCACUAAUUUACUGUUGGCGACAGAAAGAAAUGAGACAAUUUGUGUUUCGAAUGUCUUCCCCAGCUGUAACAGCUGUAAAUUAG